Messenger RNA from Mobula hypostoma (lesser devil ray), 3927 nucleotides. RefSeq names its product acylaminoacyl-peptide hydrolase (gene apeh1). The transcript has 22 exons. Lineage: Eukaryota; Metazoa; Chordata; Chondrichthyes; Myliobatiformes; Myliobatidae. Gene Ontology annotation, biological process: proteolysis. Gene Ontology annotation, molecular function: serine-type endopeptidase activity. The record is from RefSeq and is a predicted model, not a curated record. The coding region runs from base 16 to 2310 and encodes 764 amino acids.
AUUUUAAGAUAUAGAAUGUUUGGAUUUAGCUCUCUCUGCCUCCGACUGGUUGGUAUUUCCAAAGCCUCCCGCGCCGCGCGGCUGGGGAGGGGGCGGAGUAGACCAGUAACCAUGGAAACGAUGGGUUCGGAGGUGGUUACCAAUCCCAAGGCGAUUGCUGAGAUCUACAAAGAAUUGAGCAAGUUCCCAUCUCUGUCAGAAGCUAGCAUUGGACCAGAGGUCAUUUCCCAGUAUGGUGGCAAAUACUGCAACAUCUAUACAGAAUGGUCUCAGCGUGAUUUGGAACGAGCAGAGCGGGUGAAAUUCUGCCGACAGUAUAUUAUGUUCUAUGAUGAUGAUUCCAUAGUUUAUACAGGUCCUUCUGGAAGCUGUACAGAGCUACAAGGCGAACUGUUGAGCAGAGACUCGCCGUCUGGAUGCUUAAAGGCUGUUCUUCGAGAACACACAAACAAAAAAGGAGAAGAAAAACAAUUUCUGGAGAUCUGGAAUAAAAACUCCAAGGAGAAGAGCAUAAACCUGACUGCACUUGACAAGCAUGGCAAGGUGUAUGAAGAUGAUCAAUUUGGUUGUCUUGUGUGGUCUCACUCUGAGACUCACAUCCUGUACAUUGCUGAAAAGAAAAGACCCAAAACAGAAUCCUUUUUCCAAACUAAGCCACAAAUUGAUAUGACUGAAGAGGAUGAAGACAGCAUCAAACCCGAAAAGCAAGAGAAGCCUGUGAAAGGAGAUGACUUUGUGUACUGGGAGGACUGGGGAGAAGCUCUGGUGAAAAAGUCCACACCUGUGCUGUGCGUCCUGGAUAUUGAAAGUAGCAACAUCUCUGUUCUGGAAGGCAUACCUGACCACAUUUCACCUGGGCAGGCUUUUUGGGCUCCCAGUGACACUGGCAUCAUAUUUGUCGGAUGGGAUCAUGAACCUCAACGCUUGGGACGCAUGUACUGCACUAAUAGAAAGUCUGGACUGUACUAUGUAGAUCUGACUGGUGGCAACUGUGAGCAACUUUCAUCUCAAACAAACUCUGUUCGGUCUCCACGACUUAGUCCUGACAAAUGUCGAAUUGUCUACUUUGAAAGUGAUGCAGGGGGUCCCCACCACCAGUGUAGCAGACUUUGCAUGUACGACUGGUACACAAAAAUUACCUCCACUGUGGUGGAUAUUGUGAAUCGGCCAGACGAAGAUGGUUUUACUGGCAUCUACUCUUCAGCGCUGGCACAGAAUUGUUGGGCUAUGGACAGUCAGCGGGUUCUCAUUGAUACACCGCAAAGAAGCAGAAAGGAACUCCUCGUGAUAAAUAUUACAACAAGAAAUGUGACAUCACUUACUGGUGGUUCAGACAGUGGAAGCUGGACGCUGUUGACAGUUCACCAGGAUCGGAUGGUGGUCACAUGCUCAUCCCCUAACUGUCCACCCAGUUUGAAAGUGGGUUUUCUGCCUGCUGCAGGCAAAGAACAAAGUGUUACUUGGGUGGCGCUUGAUGAAGCUGAACCAUUGCCAGGCAUAGAUUGGAAAAUUCUGACAUUUACUCCUCCAGUUGAACAAGAGAAUCCUAAAUUCCCUGCAUUGGAUUUUGAAGGCAUCCUUUUGAUGCCUGAUGAAAGAAAGGAAGGCUCUCCACCUCCAGUUAUUGUCUGGCCACAUGGUGGACCGCAUUCAGUUUUAUCAGCGGAAUGGAUGUUAUACCCUGUCACUCUUUGCAGACUAGGAUUUGCAGUUUUACUGAUAAACUACAGAGGGUCCUCUGGCUUUGGACAGGAUAGUAUCUUCUCUCUGCCUGGGAAUGUAGGAAGCCAAGAUGUGAAAGAUGUGCAGUUUGCAGCAGAAUUUGUACUGAAGGAAAAGUUUGCUGAUACCUCAAAGGUUUUCGUCAUGGGUGGCUCACAUGGAGGUUUUCUUGCUAGCCACCUGGUUGGGCAGUACCCUGAAUUCUAUAAGGCCUGUGUAGCUAGGAAUCCUGUCAUUAACAUUGCUUCCAUGCUAGGAACGACAGAUAUUCCAGACUGGUGUACAGUGGAAGCUGGUUUUGAAUACAGUGCUGAUCAGCUCCCAACUCCAGUAUUGUUGGAAGCGAUGUUGAGCAAAUCACCAAUUGUAUAUUCUUCUCAAGUAAAAUCAGCGGUGUUGAUCUUGCUAGGUGAGAAAGACAAACGUGUUCAUCCCAGUCAAGGCCUUGAGUUCUAUCGGGCAUUGAAAGCCAGAGAGGUUCCUGUAAGAUUAUUAUGGUACCCUGACAACAACCACUCAUUGUCUAAAGUUGAUGCAGAGGCUGAUGGAUUCAUGAAUAUUACACUGUGGUUUGUAAAGCAUCUCUGAACCUGAUUCUUCAUUGAAGAGAUAGUCAUUUAUCUUGGUGCAUGAUAAAUUGCUGGAGCUGUCAUUGUUGCUGUGGUGCAGUUCAUGAGGUCUGAAACCCAGAUGGUUAUCUUAGGGAUGUCUUUCAUAUGUUAUUCUGGGGCUCUUUGUAGCCAUUGUAUGAAAAUGUUUCACAUUGAAUUACAUUAGACUGCCAAAAAUUUCAUGAAUUCGGAGUAAUCAUUACCUUUGCUUAGAGGCAGGAUUUGGUGGCACAUAAAUCAUUUGUUCAGUAGACUGCCAUUGAUUAUUUAAAUUAUUUGUGCCAUAUUUGUAAUAGCAAAGCCUUUCUGCACUAUAUUUUAUUAUAUAAUAUAACCAAAACAUGCUAAAUUAUUUUCUGGUCAAGUUCCAGAAACAUAAUGCAGUUUCAUUUAGUUUUGGGCACUGUUUUGUGUAUUAUUAGUAGCAAUGUACCAAGAAAUUCAUUUCCCUGGUGCAAAAUAUUGAAAAUGUUCCAUCUUUUAGUUUUUAAGUCUACAAACAAUAUAAAGAACAUUAAAAAAAACUGAUAACUUGGUCUUGUAACUACAAUACUCUAAAAUAGACUUCUAAUUUUAUGACUGAAGCACUUGAAAUCGUGGUGCUCAUUGACAGUCCCUUGUAGUUUGUUACUUUUGAGUACACUUCACAGGGGUGUCAUCACAUUCCUUUCAAAGUCUGCUAUUGCAUUGCCAUCUGUUUUACAGACCAAAUCUCACUAGACUGGGAAACACAGCUCCUCAAAAAUAAAAUACAUUAUUUUUGGUACUGAACAGGUGAAGUCUUUGUAUGCCUGCACACUGCAUUGACCUAUAUGCAUUGCUGUUCACAGGUUUCUUAACUUACAUUGAAAGAAAAUUAUUUAUUUAGUUGUUUCUAAUUUUGCAGAAAUAAUAACUGAUAGAUUUCCAUUUUUACAGCUGUAAUCCAGUUGGAGGGUUCAAAUAGAAUUCAUGAACUACUUGAGUUCAACUAGUUUAUAUCAUCAACAUUUAGCUAUGGAAUUCCUACCAGCAAACCACUAAUGUUUGCAGAAAAGAAUAAUGUUGUAAUUUGCUUUAAAUCUAAGCCUAAAUUCUUAUCAUGUGAUAGAUUAACUGGAUUAAUAAUGCUUUCCAAGGACUUUCACAGCCUCUUCAGUGGGUUCUGCCUGGAGUGUCUUCCCACACCAAAAAUAAUUGAUGGAAAAAAAAUUGGUGCAGAAAUGUGCCUUGACAACUUCUUUGACACAUGACUGUUCCUGUUAGGAUUAUGGAGAUCUCCUUGUAAAUGAUAUCCAUAAAUGGGAAAAUUUAUACCCAUUGUUCUGUACUGACUAGUCAUUCCUCUUGCCAUCUCAAAGUGCUCCAGUAGGAGCUGAUAAAGUUUUAUGAGAGUUAUUCUGUAAUAAUUCUCCUGUCACACUAAAGGGAAAAACUUCCAUUAUAUUCCAAAGUCCUAAAAAAUGGCUGGAGAAGAAAAGACUAUUGAAAUCUUGGACUAUCUGUAUAAAGCGGUGGCUGAAGAGGUGCUUCCUUUGCAAUUAGUAACAAGAUUUUGGAAUAACAAUGUCUGCAUUCAAUUAAAAUCAGUUUUUUAAUAAAAGCAAGAAAAUUA